Messenger RNA from Anolis carolinensis (green anole), 345 nucleotides. It is a transcript of the gene ost4, whose product is annotated as oligosaccharyltransferase complex subunit 4, non-catalytic. The transcript is spliced from 2 exons. The coding region runs from base 2 to 115 and encodes 37 amino acids. NCBI's taxonomy places the organism in Eukaryota, Metazoa, Chordata, Lepidosauria, Squamata, Anolidae. Gene Ontology annotation, cellular component: oligosaccharyltransferase complex. The record is from RefSeq and is a predicted model, not a curated record.
GAUGGUGACGGACGUGCAGCUGGCCAUCUUUGCCAACAUGCUGGGGGUCUCCCUCUUCCUGCUGGUCGUCCUCUAUCACUACGUAGCCGUCAACAACCCCAAGAAGCAAGAAUGACCACUUAACCUCACUAUCGCAGCCGAUGAGGCCCUGGAAAGAGUGGAGCCCUGUUGCCAGGACCAUGAAGCAUUGAGCCUUGGAUGUCUCUUCACCUGGGACCUGCGACACCACAACCAAUGGCUGGAGGCCCAGCCCUUCCCUCUCCUUCCACGUUUGCUUCCCACCACCUUUUAGCAGACAUGAUUUGUACACUUCUUUUUUUGUCAAACAAAAUUUAUUAAUAGAAA